UUUAUUAUCAUAUUUCCCUUCAAAGUUUUGAAAGAUUGUAAGAAUAGGGUUUCUUUUCCUGUUUUCUUAGGCAUCAAUUCAACUAUUCUAAUUCCCAAUUCAACCCAGUCCUAGGCAGAAGAAAAAACACACUCACAAGUGCAAACACAGAAUCACACAGAGACAGUGGAUUUUUGAGUUUCCUUCAAACACGGUUUGGUUCGGGUCAGAAACGCACCCUCAUUCCAUUCAACUGAAGUGUCCGCCACGCCCCCAAAUUCAACUCCCAUACAUACAUUUAUAUACAUAGAUAUGCCAAAAUCUUACAUGUACUCAUUCUUUGUAGCUAAAGUUGGGAUUUUGUGAACUCUUGUGAGAGACCCUUUUUUUUGUUGUUGUCUGGGAAUCGGUGGAAUAACUUGCGGAAGAUGGCGGCCGCCGGUGACCACCGGAGCAUGAAAGAGAUUGUCUAUGAUGCCUCCGCCGGUGCCGCUGCGGGUGCAAUAGCGGCUACAUUUGUUUGCCCAUUGGAUGUGAUAAAGACGAGGUUUCAAGUCCAUGGCUUGCCUGAAAUGCACCCUUCCGGUCGUGGAGGCAGUGUCAUCCUUGUGAGCCUACAGAAUAUUGUCCGGAACGAAGGUCUGAAGGGACUUUACCGGGGCCUUACACCAACAUUGGCAGCAUUACUUCCAAAUUGGGCAGUGUACUUUACAGUUUAUGGACAUCUUAAAGAAAUACUACAUUCAUAUGAGGGUGGCAAGGGCCAACUUACAAUUGCUUCAAAUAUGAUAGCUGCUGCAGGAGCUGGUGCUGCAACAGCCGUCGCAACAAAUCCAUUAUGGGUUGUCAAGACACGACUUCAAACACAAGGAAUGAGGCAAGAUGUUGUUCCUUACAAGAAUAUAUUUUCUGCCCUGAGACGAAUUGCACAUGAAGAAGGAUUUCGAGGAUGGUACAGUGGCCUUCUGCCUUCCUUGGCUGGAAUUAGUCACGUUGCGAUCCAGUUCCCUGCAUAUGAAAGAAUAAAGUUCUACUUGGCUAAACGAGACAAUAAAAGCAGUAAUGAACUCAGCCCCUGGGAAGUUGCAGUUGCCUCGUCAUUUUCAAAAGUAGUUGCAUCUGUAUUGACUUAUCCACAUGAGGUUGUGCGAUCAAGGCUACAAGAACAAGGUCAAGUACGGAACUCUGAGUUACAGUAUACAGGUGUUAUUGAUUGCAUUAAGAAGGUGUUCCAAAAGGAAGGCAUUCCCGGGUUUUAUCGUGGCUGUGCUACUAAUCUCUUCAGAACAACUCCAUCAGCAGUGAUAACAUUCACAAGUUAUGAGAUGAUACAUAGAAUUUUGCGGCAUGUGUCACCUCCCGAGGAGAAGCAUCCAGAACCACAUCCUAAGCCUGAUGGUGGAAUCAAUUCCCAGAAGGGAACAACAAGCCCUGGAGACAGCAAUAAUUUAGACCAAUCUGUAAACCCAUCUAACGAUAGAACUCAUUUUAUUCCUUUGGGAAAUACGGAUAAAGUAGCUGUUAGGCAUUGAGCCCACAGAUUAUUUACCACAAGUUGAACAAUUUUAGAUUUUAAAGUCAAUAAAAAGCAACUGGAAACUCAAUUACUUAA
Molecule: messenger RNA, 1591 nt
Organism: Sesamum indicum (sesame)
Lineage: Eukaryota; Viridiplantae; Streptophyta; Magnoliopsida; Lamiales; Pedaliaceae
Product: nicotinamide adenine dinucleotide transporter 1, chloroplastic
Biological process (GO): transmembrane transport; nucleotide transport
Source: RefSeq, a predicted model, not a curated record